CCGCGACUUCCGUGCUGGCACCAAAGAAAAGCGGAGGCACGAGUCGCACUAGUGCGCAUGCGCCCAGCGUUCCCUGGGUCAGCCGCUCUAGGCAGCGGGAAGGUCGCGCGGGGUUGCGACUCUAAGCAUGAGAGCGGCCUCUCCUCUAUGGUCGCUUGAGUAGCGUACUGUCCGCCCGUCGGCCUAGAUUGCUUCCGGAAGCUAAACCAGUUGCUUUUCCUCUGCUUCCGCGGGGGUCCUGGCGGGUACGGACUGCACGUGCCAGUGAAGUUUUGUUUGUUCUUGUCACUGCUAUUUUGUUAACAGCCGGAAGUAUCCUGAUCCAAGUGCUCGACUUUAUUAUGUAUUACAGCAGUGUCCUGAGUAUGAAAGGUUCUAUGUGUGUGAAUCCCAGAAUUUGCUGAGAGAUGGAGGAGCCUCAGAAAAAUGACCUGAACAUUACCAGGCAGGAGGAAGAUAAUCCUGUCAGAAGCACCAGCCCUCAGAUUUCUGUUAGUGAAUUUUCCUGCCACUGCUGUUAUGACAUCCUGGUUAACCCCACUACCUUGAACUGUGGCCACAGCUUCUGCCGGCACUGCCUAGCAUUAUGGUGGAUAUCUUCAAAGAAGACAGAGUGUCCAGAAUGCAGAGAAAAAUGGGAAGGUUUCCCCAAAGUCAACAUUCUCCUCAGGGAUGCCAUUGAAAAGUUAUUUCCUGAUGCCAUUAGAAUUCGAGUUGAAGACGUUCAGCAGAAUAAUGACAUAGUGCAAAGUCUUGCAGCCUUUCAAAAAUAUGGGAAUGACCAGAGUCCCUUAGCUCCCAGCACAGGGCGAAUGAAUCAGCAGAGAGGAGGGGGAUUCUUCUCCGGUGUACUCACAACUUUAACUGGUGUGGCACCUGUCUCCUUUCAGGUCAUCCUACUUGUGUAUCACUGGCGCAGCAAAGAAUCUGAGCAUGGCCUCCUGGUGCACAAGGCUGUAGCCAAAUGGACAGCAGAAGAAGUUGUCCUCUGGUUAGAACAGCUGGGCCCUUGGGCCUCUCUGUACAAAGACAGAUUCUUAUCUGAAAGAGUAAAUGGAAGGUUGCUUUUGACAUUGACAGAAGAAGAAUUUUCCAGGGCACCGUACACCAUAGAAAACAGUAGCCACAGAAGAGUCAUUCUCAUGGAACUGGAGCGUGUGAGAGCCCUGGGGGUGAAGCCACCGCAGAAUCUUUGGGAGUACAAGGCUGUCAACCCAGGCAGGUCCCUAUUCUUGCUAUAUGCCCUCAAGAGCUCACCAAGACUUGGCUUGCUAUACCUGUACUUAUUUGACUACACAGACUCCUUCCUACCCUUCAUCCAUACCAUCUGCCCUCUGCAGGAAGACAGCUCUGGGGAGGACAUCCUCACCAAGAUUCUGGACCUGAGGGAGCCCACAUGGAGGCAGUGGAGAGAAUUCCUUGUCAAGUACUCCUUUCUCCCAUACCAGUUGAUUGCGGAGUUUGCCUGGGACUGGCUGGAGAUCCACUACUGGACAUCACGCUUCCUUAUUGUCAAUGCCAUGCUGCUGUCUGUUCUGGAGUUGUUCUCCUUUUGGAGGAUCUGGUCAAGAAGUGAGCUGAAGACAGUGCCCCAGAGGAUGUGGAGCCAUUUUUGGAAAGUGUCGACGCAGGGGCUUUUCAUGGCCAUGUUCUGGCCACUUAUUCCUCAGUUUGUCUGCAACUGUUUAUUUUACUGGGCUCUGUACUUCAACCCAAUUAUUAACAUUGAUCUGGUGGUCAAGGAAGUCCGACAGCUGGAAACCCAAGUGUUAUGAUCAUCAGCAAGGCCCCAAAAGAGCCUGUGAGUCUACCUGACAUACAAGCUGUGGCAGUCAAAGAGGCAAGGGACUCAUUUCUACCCCUGGUAAAGCAAGGUGCUGCUUCUGUGUGUCAAGGCUUCAGCCAGACUCCCUUUUCCUCUGUCUCUGGCACCAUGGCAGCUGAGUGCUGCCCAGGUCAGGACUGUGUGGCCAACACCCAGCCACUCUUCUUACAGGGACUUGGGAGAGUCAGACUACUGUGGGUAACAGGAGUGAAUGUCUUGCAUAUAAUUCCAGGUGACAUGACACCCAUGUAGGUUGGGCAUGGUAGGCAGAGGAAUGUGGAUUUUUGAGUUCAAGACCAGAGUAGUCUACAGAGUGAGUUUCAAAACAACCAGGACUACAUAGAGAGACCCUAUCUCCAAAAAACAAAUAAACAAAGAAGGUCAUCAUGGUCAGUAGCCUUAACCUCACUGACUGACAGGCUCCCCAAGCCAGGAUUGUUGGGGCCAGUCCCAUGAGUCAAGUUUAGGAAAACAAGGAUAGGUUUUUAUCAUAGGCAUAGAUAGUUACACAUACAAAAUAAAGAGAAAAACCUAGGAUCCAAUCACAGUUUCUCAUUGAGUAGUUGGUCGGUUUCAGAGUAAACCCGAAGAAAGCGUCAAGCCAAGAGAGAAUGAUGGCUAGCUAGCUUGUUUCCUGUCGUGAUCAUUGGAAAUUCAGUUCUUUCUGUGAGCAGGGGACUGAAAGGAAUUUCCACUAAUCUGAGCUGAGAGCACUGCUUGUGAUAUUGUUUUGAAUAAUUUAAUCUGUACAAUAAAUCUAGUAUGGUCUAUUCAAAGAAACAUUUUGUAAAAUGCUCUCACACUUUAUAAUGAAUAAUCUUUAUUGUCCUGUUCUGAAGUAUAAAAGCAGGUAUAAUUAUGCCAAGUGCUGCCAUCAUAAGUAUGGAGUGAGCUGAAGAUGACCUUUAUUUCCUGCUAGUGUAGACACAGCAGGAAUAGAGUGAGCUCAUCAGCCUUGGCCCUGCUGAAACGAUGGAACAAGCUUGCAUCCAAAGUGUGUGUUUGUGUGUGUGUAUGUAAAUAAGUGUGUGUAAGAAAGAAAGAGAGGAAAGACUUAGUAAUUCAUUAACCCUUUGUAUCUCUGAGUGAAGAUUUCACUUAAACUUUGCAUUUGAAAGUUUGGAAAAUUACUUGAAAUAAAAUAAAAAUUUUGAUACAAGUAAAA
Molecule: messenger RNA, 2990 nt
Organism: Psammomys obesus (fat sand rat)
Lineage: Eukaryota; Metazoa; Chordata; Mammalia; Rodentia; Muridae
Gene: Bfar
Product: bifunctional apoptosis regulator
Exons: 9
Coding region: 408-1775 (455 amino acids)
Biological process (GO): proteasome-mediated ubiquitin-dependent protein catabolic process
Cellular component (GO): nucleus
Molecular function (GO): protein binding; ubiquitin protein ligase activity
Source: RefSeq, a predicted model, not a curated record